Molecule: messenger RNA, 1110 nt
Organism: Guillardia theta CCMP2712
Lineage: Eukaryota; Cryptophyceae; Pyrenomonadales; Geminigeraceae
Exons: 3
Coding region: 1-1110 (369 amino acids)
Biological process (GO): transsulfuration
Molecular function (GO): pyridoxal phosphate binding
Source: RefSeq, a predicted model, not a curated record
AUGGCCGCGCUCCGAGCUCGCCCGCAAGGGAUCCAAACUGUCUAUGGAGGGCUCUUCUACGGGCGAUAUGGCACGUUGACGCACAGAGCAGCAGAAGAAGCGCAUGCAGUGCUGGAAGAAGGUCACAAGUCAUGCGCCGUCAGCUCAGGGAGAGCAGCCAUGGUCUGUGUCUUGAUGGGGCUGCUGAGGAAAGGAGAUGUAGUGCUGUACUCGUCUGAUAUCACCCCUGCUCUCAAGAGUUUCUUGUGCGUCGAGAUGAAGAGGUUGGGAGUGACGAGCGUCUCGUUCCAAGCUUCCUCCUCCCGAGACGCCCUGCUAAGUCAGCAUGGGCCGGACCUCGAUCGCGCUCGCAUGGUGUUGGUUGAGACUUUUUCGCCCUCCUCCCCAGCACUCGCAGACGUCCCCAUGCUGGCAGAGCUCUGCCGCCAACGUCAGUCGCUCCUGGUGGUGGACAACACGUGGGCCUUUGGCUGGGCUCUGCAGCCGCUGAAGGAGGGGGCGGACGUCUCUGUCGCGUCUCUCGGCCCCCUGGCUGGCGAUCAGGAGUGGGACCUUGGGAUGGUGACCAGCAGGAGGGAGCUCUGGCCAAGGAUAGUGAGCUCUUGCAAGCGCCUCGGCCUCGUUGCCUCCCCUGAGCAGACGUACCAGACGCUGCGGGGGCUGCGGACGCUUCCGCUGCGCAUGCGGCAGCAGGAUCAGACGACGAGAGCAGUGGUGGAGUGGAUGAUGGGGGUGGAGCAGGUGAGUCGGGUGUUUCAUCCCAUGCUGGAGGGAGGAGCGGCAGAGAAGGGAUUCACAGGCUUCCCACCGAUCCUUAGCUUCUGCCUCUCCAGCGAGAACUCGGAGGAAGAACAGGUCGAGGCUCUGGUGGAGAGUCUCAAGAGGUUCAGGCUGGGAUGGGACGGCAGCGUCGGAGGAGAGCUCUCUUUGGUAUGGCCUGUUGGCCUCGUGUCGGACUGGAGGAGGGAGCAGAACUUCAGGAGGCCGGAUGAGUCCGGUGAACGGGGAAGGAUUCUCUUGUACAUCGGGCUGGAGGAAGCAGGCGAUCUGAUAGAGGAUUUGAGGAGAGCCUUUGAAUGUUUGCAAGAGAUACAGGAUGGUAGGACAUGA